AAUCCCGCUUCUAUUCAGGUCUUCAAGUAAAACAUCACGCGUGUUAUUCGCCAGUUACCAGUCGAAAUACUUGAACAAGUAUCGAACAUUUGCCUCAACGGAUGGAUCAUCUGAGACGCGGCCGAGACCAACAUUUGAAAGAGAUGAUCUGAUGAUCUUCAAAAAAAAAAAAAAAAUGCCUAGGAAUGUUCUUUCGAAUGAUAGUUUCUGUAAUUUUUCUUUCAAAAGAGUAGAGAACUACGAAAGGGAUCACUAUUUAGUUACAGCUGCAGAACUUAUUUGGCAAUAUUAUAAUUUAUUUUGGUACAGAUUCAUUUAACUAAAUUUUUUACAGAUAUAAGGGAAACUAUCAAUUUUAUUGCCUCAAGUAGAGAUUACUGAUAUUCAUUACUCCAGAUUCCACAAUACUAGAGGUAAUAACAAGCAAUUGGUGAUGUUUUAGUUUAACCAUUAAUAAUAAGUAUAAAAAAUCACUUUAGAAAAGCGUAAUAUAACAAAGUUUUAAGGAAAUCUAUUUGCGUCACACAAUCUCUCCGUUUGGCUAAUCUCACAUUGUAAUUCAUAAGUUCUAGCUGACCUUACUGCCGGAAAGUAUUAAUGAAACUUUUUGACGUUUACCACGGGCACUAGGCCAGCAACAACUGCACUCAGCAGCGAAUAAAUAAGCGCUGAAGCUCACCUACGCCAACUUUUUACUUUUAUAUACUUGUAUGUCUGCAUGUGCUUAGUACAUUGCAGAAGACUUGGCUUAGAGUAAAGUGAAGUUUUAUCUAAUUUAACGAGAAUUCGAAGCACGCAAUUCUGCACGAAGCAGACGAAUGGACGAUGCAUAUGGCGGAUUUAGAGAUCGGAAUAAUGGUACGUUAUAUAAACAACAAGCAUUUUUAGAACCAUUUCAAAGACAGAACGGCGGUAGAGUAUGCGACAUCAAAGUUUUGGAUGGAAGUAGUUUAACGGAAAAUUAAUCGUUAUUAUAAAAAAAAUAUAUAUACGGUGUGAUAGAAAAGGGUUGAUAUUUUUUAUGUGUAUAUGUAUUGUUUAUGAGACCACAAUUUGUGAAGAACGUUUUAUUAAAAUGUCACCGAAAUCCAUAUGCUAUGGACUUUUGUUAAUUUUUAUGUUCAUUUUAGCGGUGAAUGCCGCUUGUGUUUGCCAAGAGAAAGGCGUCGAUUACUGUGCCAAGUGUAAGGAACCCACAUUCGUGCGACCUAAAACGCGUCAUGGCUGUCUCAAUCCAGAGUUGGAGCUCACACCCAUCGGAAACAGCUGUUCCUGCGACAAGCUAUUCGUUGAACCGGCUGCAUUGCCCAAGCCAUGCAGUAAUAAAAAGCCAACACCGAAAAAUUCAGUAUGUAAAUGCUCAGCGCCGUCGCCAAGCCCAAGUUAUUAUCCACCAACCCCAACAGUUUAUGAAACACAGAAAACAAGUGACUAUUAUAAGCCAGCACCUCUGCCAUCAACACCAUCAUUAUCCUACAAGUCGUCAUCAUGCGGUUGCUCGUCGGCGUCAACAAUUCCUGCGUAUCCCUUAUCAGAUGCAACUUAUGCGCAACCACAAGACAGCACAGUACCUGCCGAUCCGAUAAGCAUAAGUCUGGCUUUGCAGGCUAAUAAAGCGAUAGCGGUGCCAGAAGCCAAGCUAGCCUAUGGUUUUGCGAAGAAGCCGAUUGAUAGUAUGAAGAAAAUUACUUUCUCCAAUGUACCAGAGGAAAAUCUUUUCAAACUGAAGAAUAAUGUUAUUACGUUUAAAAAACCGAAGCUUACACCAGCUCCACUGUCUGAAGAGGAAGAAGUCGACGAAGAAGAAUUAGUGGAAACGGCAGAUAGCCCUGCACAACUUACGUACCAGCAAUUGGGUUAUGUGCCGGAACAUUUUAAAAAUCCGAAAUUUCGUAAAGUCAGUACAGUUUAUAGUGACGAUUAUUAUUCACAUGAAGCUGGUUACCCGUUACCGUAUAAAGUAAAGGUGGAUUGUGGUUUUAAACCCGGACGCAUGGCGGCGUACUUCAAACGAAAACCACAAAAUGAGCCGGCAUCUUAUUACUAAUGGUUAUCACAUUGCAAGAAUAAGAACCUGCUAAUUUAUUUUUUUCAUAUGUAUAGUAGGUUGCAGGUAUAUUUUUCAUAAAAACCCUUCGGUAGAUUAAGUUUGUUGAGACAUUUUUUAUAAAUAAAAUAUUAAAAAUAUAUACAGUGAAAUUCCCCAUUACGGACAGUCCUCAUAGCUGGACUUUUCCCAUAACUGAACUAAUUUCACGAACGAAACGUUUUCUAUAUUAUUUUUAUACAAAUUCCUAUAACCGGACAUACAUACGUAAAAUGUGUCAAAAAUAGUGUACAAUACGUAAAUUGAUCCCAGCAAACAAACUGUUUGCACUGGUGCUCGGCGUAAACUACUGGGAUUAUUGUCAUUCAUUACUUCUUAUUAUAUAGUUCAGAGUUGCAGCUUCUGAUUCUAAGAAUAUGUAUAUUUAAACUAUCGUGUUGGCCACGCCUUCAUUUAUGACAGUUCUCUUAGCCGGACAAAAACACUGCGACGGUAACUGUCCAGUGAUGAGGAAUUUUACUGUAAUUUUUUAUUGUCCUUUUUU
Messenger RNA from Bactrocera latifrons, 2591 nucleotides. RefSeq lists its product as uncharacterized. Lineage: Eukaryota; Metazoa; Arthropoda; Insecta; Diptera; Tephritidae. The coding region runs from base 1022 to 2047 and encodes 341 amino acids. The record is from RefSeq and is a predicted model, not a curated record. The transcript is spliced from 4 exons.